AUGGAUGGAGAGAUGGUGGUGGACCCAGAAAGAGAAGAGAGAGGAGAGGAAAAGAAUAACAUUAAAGUUGGAGAAAAAGUGUUAAAGGAAGAGGUAGAUGAAUAUCUAAUGAAUAAGAUGUUAAUGCUGGAGCAGCUAUCAGGCAGGUUCUGCACUUUGGAUAAGACAGGAGUCAAACCUGGAGAAAGGGUUGAAGGGACAGAAGAGGGUGGUGAGAAUGAAAGAGAAAGAGAUAUGACAGGAGAAAGCGCCGUGGAGCGAGAUGGAGAGAAGGUUGGAGAGAAAGAGGAUCAGACUGAAACAGAGACGCGUACAAGUCCCCGACCACAGAAUGUAGAUGAGAGAAAGGAACCGGACCAGACAAAGAACGAGACGUCCCAAGAGAUGGAAGAAGAGAAAAGCGAGAGAGUAGAAAGAGGGGGAUAUGAAGGUGGGAAGGUGGAGGAUAAAGCAAGCAAGAAGGAGAUAGAGAUUCUUGGAGAAAGAGAAGAGGAUCAUUUUGGGAAGAAUACCGACAAGGAAGAGAUAGAAACAGAAGUCAACAGAGCUAAGGAGCCAGAAGAGAGUGCCACCUAGCUUUAGCUAAAAAAAUACAGUAUAUGGCUGUGUAAUUCUUCUGACAUUUAUAACCUAAAGCAACCAACAGCUGUAACACUAACUCUGUGCUUGCUACUCUAGACCCUUCUACUUUCCUUUCUUGUCUUUCCUUUCCCUCCGUCCUUCCUUGUUCCAUUGCUUUGUGUCCUAAUAUAUAGUCAUAUAUUUAUAUAUAUAUAUAGAGUCUUAAUGACUAGAACCUAGAAGACACACUCCAGUUCCUUUCUGCUUUGCUACAGCAGCUGACAUCACAAACUAACUGAUAUCUUGAUCUUUACCAAGAGCAACUGGGAUAGCGCUAUGAAUCCAAUCAACCAAUCAAUCAAUCAAUCAAACACUAUUUCUUUCUCUUUGCUCUUUGGCUCUUCUCUGCUCAUUCAAAACUGUUAUACUCACGUUAAUGGAUGUGUUACACACAGAAACAGAAGGCUUUUGGGGAUUGCCUAAAAGUUGUGUAAAUCCAAUCAAUUGUGUGUGUGUGUGUGUGUGUGUGUGUGUGUGUGUGUGUGUGUGUGUGUGUGUGUGUGUGUGUGUGUGUGUGUGUGUGUGUGUGUGUGUGUGUGUGUGUGUGUGUGUGUAUAGAGGUACUCGGCGGUGUCACUGCGCAGUAUCACCACUGAGGUGCUGAAGGUGUUAAAUGCGACAGAGGACCUACUCCAGGGGGUAGAGGGGGAUGACUACACCACCUCACUGUCCCCCAACACUGACACAAAGAGGCUGGACGAACAACUCAGCAAACUGGAGGAGAACGUCAGUUUGUCUGUCUGUUCUUUCAACAUAUCUUAUAUUCAUUGUGGGUUUAAGAAUGGUGUGUGAUGCUAACCUCUGUUAAUAUUAUACAACUGAAAUGACCACAGUCAGUCAGUCUGUCUGUGCCAACUGAACUGUGCCCACCAGGUGUACAUGGUGGCGGGCACGGCUUACGGCCUGGAGGCGGAGCUUGGCGACCUGGAGGAGUGUGCCCGGGCCAUCGGCAGUGCCACCUCAGACCUGGAGCUGUACUACCUGGAGGAGCAGGUGGCAACGGCUGCUGCCCAGGUGCAGCAGUCUGACCUCCAGGUGUGUGUUCAAGUCUGGACGUCCUCUGUGUCUCAUACAGUGCCUUCAGAAAGUAUUCACACCCCUUGACUUUUUACACAUUUUGUUGUGUUACAGCCUGAAUUUAAAAUGGAUCAAAUAGAUAUUUUUUUGUCACUGGCCUUUUUGAAAUUUUUACAAAUUAAUUAAAAAUGAAAAGCUGAAAUGUCUUGGGUCAGUAAGUAUUCAACACCUUUGUUAUGGCAAGCCUAAAUACACUAAAUUACCAAAAGUAUGUGGACACCUGCUCGUCGAACAUCUCAUUCCAAAAUCAUGUGCAUUAAUAUGGAGUUGGUCCCCCCUUUGCUGCUAUAACAUCCUGCACUCUUCUGGAAAGGUUUUCCACUAGAUGUUGGGACAUUACUGUGGGGACUUGCUUCCAUUCAGCCAUGAGAGCGUUAGUGAGGUCGGGCACUGAUGUUGGGAUAUUAGGACUGGCUUGCAGUCGACGUUGCAAUUCCUCCCAAAGGUGUUCGAUGGGGUUGAGGUCAGGGCUCUGUGCAGGCCAGUCAAGUUCUUCCAAUCCGAUCACGACAAACCAUUUCUGUAUUGACCUCGCUUUGUGCACGGGGACAUUUUCAUGCUGAAACAGGAAAGGUCCUUCCCCAACUGUUGCAACAAAGAUGGAAGCACAGAAUCAUCUAGAAUGUCAUUGUAUGCUGUAGUGUUAAGAUUUCCCUUCACUGGAACUAAGGGGCCUAGCCCGAACCAUAACAAACAGCCCCAGAUCAUUAUUCCUCCUCCACCAAACUUUACAGUUGGCACUAUGCAUUGGGGCAGGUAGUGUUCUCCUUUCAUCCGCAAAACCCAGAUUCGUCCAUCGGACUGCCAGACGGUGAAGCGUGAUUCAUCUCUCCAGAGAAUGCGUUUCCACUGCUCCAGAGUCCAAUGGCAGCGAGCUUUACACCACUCCAGCCGAUGCCUGGCAUUGCGCAUGGUGAGCUUAGGUUUGUGUGCGGCUGCUCGGCCACGGAAACCCAUUUCAUGAAGCUCCUGACGAACAGUUAUUGUGCUAACGUUGCUUCAAGAGGCAGUUUGGAACUCGGUAGUGAGUGUUGCAACCGAGGACAGACGAUUUUUAUGCGCUUCAGCACUCGGUGGUCCCGUUCUGUGAGCUUGUGUGGUCUACCACUUUGCCGCUGAGCCGUUGUUGCUCCUAGACGUUUCCGCUUCACAAUAACAGCACUUACAGUUGACCGGGGAAGCUCUAGCAGGCAGAAAUUUGACGAACUGACUUGUUGGAAAGUUGGCAUCCUAUGACGGUCCCACGUUGAAAGUCACUGAGCUCUUCAGUAAGGCCUUUCUACUGCCAAUUUUUGUCUAUGGAGAUUGUAUGGCUGUGUGCUCGAUUUAAUACACCUGUCAGCAACGGGUGUCGCUGAAAUAGCCAAAUCCACAUACUGUGGACUCACUCUGUGUGCAAUAAUAGUGUUUAACAUGAAUUUUGAAUAACUACGUCAUCUCUGUACCCCACACAAUUAUCUGUAAGGUCCCUCAGUCGAGCAGUGAAUUUCAAACACAGAUUCAACCGUAAAGACCAGGGAGGUUUCCCAUUGCCUCACAAAGAAGGGCACCUACUGGUAGAUUGGUAAAAAAAAAAAAAGCUGACAUUGAAUAUCACUUUGAGCAAGGGGAAGUUAUUAAUUACAAUUACAUCAAUACACCCAGUCACUAUAAAGAUACAGGCGUCCUUCCUAACUCAGUUGCCGAAGAGGAAGGGAACCGCUCAGGGAUUUCACCAUGAGGUCAAUGGUGGCUUUACAACAGUUACAGUUUAAUGGCUGUGAUAGGAGAAAAAUGAGGAUGGAUCAACAAAAUUGUAGUUACUCCACAAUACUAACCUAAUUGACAGAGUGAAAAGAAGGAAGCCUGUACAGAAUAAAAAAUAUUCCAUAACAUGCAUCCUGUUUGCAACAAGGCACUAAAGUAAUACUGCAAAAAAAUAUGGCAAAGCAAUUAACUUUUUGUCCUGAAUACAAAGUGUUAUGUUUGGGGCAAAUCCAAUGCAACACAUUAUUAUUAUGUUAUGGGUAUGCUUGUAAUUGUUAAGGACUGGGUAGUUAUUCAGGAUAAAAAAGAAGCGGAAUGGAGCUAAGCACAGGCAAAAUCCUAGAGGAAACCCUGGUUCAGUCUGCUCUCCACCAGACACUGCAGGACAAUAACCUAAAACACAAGGCCAAAUCUACAAUGGAGUUGCUUACUAACAAGAAGACAGUGAAUGUUCCUAAAUGGUAGAGGGCAGUUUUGAUGUAAAUCUACUUGAAAAUCUAUGGCAAUACCUGAAAAUGGUUGUCUAGCAAUGAUCAACAACCAAUUUGACAGAGCUUGAAGAAUUCUGAAAAGAAUAAUGGGCAAAUGUUGCACAAUCCAGGUGUGGAAAGCUCUUAGAGACAUACCCUUAAAGACUUAAAGGUGCUUCUAUAAAGUGUGAAUACUUAUGUAAAGUGGCUUGCGAAAGUAUUCACCCCCCUUGGCGUUUUUCCUAUUUUGUUGCCUUACAACCUGGAAUUAAAAUGGAUGCUUUAGGGGUUUGUAUCAUUUGAUUUACACAACAUGCACUUUGAAGAUGCAAAAUAUGUUUUAUUGUGAAACAAACAAGAAAUAAGACCUUUUGCAGUAAUUACAGCUGCAAGUCUCUUGGGGUAUGUCUCUAUAAGCUUGGCACAUUUAGCCACUGGGAUUUUUGCCCAUUCUUUAAGGCAGAACUGCUCCAGCUCCUUCAUAUUGGAUGGGUUCCACUGGUGUACAGCAAUCUUUAAGUCAUACCACAGAUUCAAUUGGAUUGAGGUCUGGGCUUUGACUAGGCCAUUCCAAGACAUUUAAAUGUUUCCCCUUAAACCACUCAAGUGUUGCUUUAGCAGUAUGCUUAGGGUCAUUGUCCUGCUGGAAGGUGAACCUCCGUUCCAGUCUCAAAUCUCUGGAAGACUGAAACAGGUUUCCCUCAAGAAUUUCCCUGUAUUUAGCGCCAUCCAUCAUUCCUUCAACCCUGACCAGUUUCCCAGUCCCUGCCGAUGAAAAACAUCUGUUCUCAGGGUGAUGAGAGGUGUUGGGUUUGCGCCAGACAAAACGUUUUCCUUGAUGGCCAAAAAGCUCAAUUUGAGUCUCAUCUGACCAGAGUACCUUCUUCCAUAUGUUUGGGGAGUCUCCCACAUGCCUUUUGGCGAACACCAAACAUGUUUGCUUAUUUUUUUCUUUAAGCAAUGGCUUUUUUCUGGCCACUCUUCCAUAAAGCCCAGCUCUGUGGAGUGUACGGCUUAAAGUGGUCCUAUGGACAGAUACUCCAAUCUCCGCUGUGAAGCUUUGAAGCUCCAUCUGGGUUAUCUUUGGUCUUUUUGUUGCCUCUCUGAUUAAUAUCCUCCUUGCCUGGUCCAUGAGUUUUGGUGGGCAGCCCUCUCUUGGCAGGUUUGUUGUGGUGCCAUAUUCUUUCCAUUUUUUAAUAAUGGAUUCAAUGGUGCUCCGUGGGAUGUUCAAAGUUUCUGAUAUUUUUUUAUAACCCAACCCUGAUCUGUACUUCUCCACAAUUUUGUCCCUGACCUGUUUGGAGAGCUCCUUGGUCGUCAUGGUGCCGCUUGCUUGGUGGUGCCCCUUGCUUAGUGGUGUUGCAGACUCUUUCAGAACAGGUGUUUAUAUACUGAGAUCAUGUGACAGAUCAUGUGACACUUAGAUUGCACCAAGGUGGACUUUAUUUAACUAAUUAUGUGACUUCUGAAGGUAAUUGGUUGCACCAGAUCUUAUUUAGGGGCUUCAUAGCAAAGGAGGUGAAUACAUAUGCAUGCACCACUUUUCCGUUAUUUAUUUUUUAGAAUUCUUUGAAACAAGUUAUUUUUUCAUUUCACUUCACCUAUUUGGACUAUUUUGUGUAUGUCCAUUACAUGAAAUACAAAUAAAUCAAUUUAAAUGACAGGUUGUAAUGCAACAAAAUAAGAAAAACGCCAAGGGGAUGAAUACUUUUGCAAGGCACUGUAAAUUAGAUAUUUCUGUGUUUCAUUUUCAAUAAAUUUGCAAACAUUUCUAAAAAACAUGUUUUCACUUUGUCAUUGUGGGGUAUUGCUUGUAGGUGGGUGAGAUGUUUUAUUUAUUUAAUCCAUUUUGAAUUCAGGCUGUAAAAUGUGGAAUAAGUCAAGGGGUAUGAAUACUUUCUGAAGGCACUGUAGCUAGCUAGCUAGUGUCCAAAAUGCCCCUCUAUUCUCUAUGUAGCCCAUUCGGUGAAAAUAAAUACAUUUAAAAUAUAUGACAUUCUGUGUACAGUGGGGAAAAAAAGUAUUUAGUCAGCCACCAAUUGUGCAAGUUCUCCCACUUAAAAAGAUGAGAGAGGCCUGUAAUUUUCACCAUAGGUGCACGUCAACUAUGACAGACAAAUUGAGGAAAAAAAAUCCAGAAAAUCACAUUGUAGGAUUUUUAAUGAAUUUAUUUGCAAAUUAUGGUGGAAAAUAAGUAUUUGGUCACCUACAAACAAGCAAGAUUUCUGGCUCUCACAGACCUGUAACUUCUUCUUUAAGAGGCUCCUCUGUCCUCCACUCGUUACCUGUAUUAAUGGCACCUGUUUGAACUUGUUAUCAGUAUAAAAGACACCUGUCCACAACCUCAAACAGUCACACUCCAAACUCCACUAUGGCCAAGACCAAAGAGCUGUCAAAGGACACCAGAAACAAAAUUGUAGACCUGCACCAGGCUGGGAAGACUGAAUCUGCAAUAGGUAAGCAGCUUGGUUUGAAGAAAUCAACUGUGGGAGCAAUUAUUAGGAAAUGGAAGACAUACAAGACCACUGAUAAUCUCCCUCGACCUGGGGCUCCACGCAAGAUCUCACCCCGUGGGGUCAAAAUGAUCACAAGAACGGUGAGCAAAAAUCCCAGAACCACACGGGGGGACCUAGUGAAUGACCUGCAGAGAGCUGGGACCAAAGUACCAAAGCCUACCAUUAGUAACACACUACGCCGCCAGGGACUCAAAUCCUGCAGUGCCAGACGUGUCCCCCUGCUUAAGCCAGUACAUGUCCAGGCCCAUCUGAAGUUUGCUAGAGUGCAUUUGGAUGAUCCAGAAGAGGAUUGGGAGAAUGUCAUAUGGUCAGAUGAAACCAAAAUAUAACUUUUUGGUAAAAACUCAACUCGUCGUGUUUGGAAGACAAAGAAUGCUGAGUUGCAUCCAAAGAACACCAUACCUACUGUGAAGCAUGGGGGUGGAAACAUCAUGCUUUGGGGCUGUUUUUCUGCGAAGGGACCAGGACGACUAAUCCGCGUAAAGGAAAGAAUGAAUGGGGCCAUGUAUCGUGAGAUUUUGAGUGAAAACCUCCUUCCAUCAGCAAGGGCAUUGAAGAUGAAACGUGGCUGGGUCUUUCAGCAUGACAAUGAUCCCAAACACACCGCCCGGGUAACGAAGGAGUGGCUUCGUAAGAAGCAUUUCAAGGUCCUGGAGUGGCCUAGCCAGUCUCCAGAUCUCAACCCCAUAGAAAAUCUUUGGAGGGAGUUGAAAGUCUGUGUUGCCCAGCGACAGCCCCAAAACAUCACUGCUCUAGAGGAGAUCUGCAUGGAGGAAUGGGACAAAAUACCAGCAACAGUGUGUGAAAACCUUGUGAAGACUUACAGAAAACAUUAGACCUGUGUCAUUGCCAACAAAGGGUAUAUAACAAAGUAUUGAGAAACCAAAUACUUAUUUUCCACCAUAAUUUGCAAAUAAAUUCAUUAAAAAUCCUACAAUGUGAUUUUCUGGAUAUUUUUUUCUCAUUUUGUCUGUCAUAGUUGACGUGUACCUAUGAUGAAAAUUACAGGCCUCUCUCAUCUUUUUAAGUGGGAGAACUUGCACAAUUGGUGGCUGACUAAAUACUUUUUUCCCCACUGUAUUAUGGAAUGUAUUUUGAAUGUGUAUAUAUAAAUGUAUGUAAAAUGUAUAUCACAAUAUGUGUUAAAUGCAUCGGAAAAUUUAUUUAAUGUAUUUCAAAAUACAUUACAUUUUAGACUAUAUUUCAAAAUAUAUUUAUCGAUUAUAUUUUUUAAAGGAUUUGGAAAUGUCUUUUGAAAUAUAUUACAUUUGAUUGUAUUUGUAAGAAAUAUAUGUUUACAUUAAAAUGUAUGGCAAUAUUUAAAUCAUAUUAUAACGCCUCCAACAAGCCACUCCUCCAGAUCCUCUAAUAGGCUGCCACAACUACAAUAUAUUUUGUCAAAAUGUAUUUUUAUUGUACUUGACACAUACCAAAAGCACUAAAAUACAUUUAAAUGCAUUUCAAUUACUACGAAAAUUACUACAAACAUGAUUUAGAUAGAGAUUCAGAGUGUUUAAUAGUCACAUGUACAGGGUUGCAGGUGUGAUUGCAGGGUACAGUUAAAAUCAUAGGCUUCGAGCUCCAACAUGCAGGACUCAGUGAAAUAAAAUAAUGAAAAUGGUAAUAAUAAACAACAACAAUAGAAAUAACACUACAUACAUCAUACCAACUGUAGCAGUGAUGAAUAAAUAAAUGUCCAUUGGGGUGGAGGCAGAGUAUAGACUGUUGAGGGGGUGUGGGGGAAUGACCAUAGGGGGCAGCAUGACCAUUGAGGGGAACAAGUUAAAUAAAAAUAAUAUACAUAUUAACAACUGCAACAGUGAUGGCCAUACAUUAUCGGUCAUGUAGUGACUAUAAUUUGUCAUUAUUUAAUUAAGCUGAAGAGAGAAACUGACCACGCAUUUUGUAUUUUUAAGUCUCUUGAGAUGGGAAAAUAGUUUUUUAUUGAACAUGUGCUCUUUAUGACAUAAUGUUAAAAUUAGGUGAACUCAAAAUACUGUAUAUCUUUUUUUUACUCACCAUAACAAUUUAAAUUAUAUCACUGCCAAGGUUUUGGGUUGGUUGCCAAAAAAAAUUAUCUCCAUUGAUCAAUACAUAAAGAGUAAUUUAAGAAUCCUCUGAAGGGCCAAACUAUGUCUUAUGCUGAAUUAGGAACCACUUUGGCCACCCUGUAAACUAGAUGUCAUAGCCAUGCAUUUCUGGAAUUAUCAGGCAUUACAUGCAUUUGAGCAAAGUAUAAUAUAUUGAAAUAAAUAAAAAAAUCUGAUGGGAGUGCAAGACUUUUGACCCGAGCCCUUUGUGGCAUUUAAGACGCAGUCUUUUGCUUAGAAAAAAGGAGAAAGAAGGGGAUUUUACUUCAGGUUUUACCUCGGGAAUGGUGAAAUUAGAAAUAGAAAAUGGUAUGUUUGAAUGUUGGUGAUUGUCACAUAAUGAAAAUGUUUUAAAGAAAGAAUUAGAAAGUUGUCCUUAUGAUUGACAUUAAAACAUUCACAUUAAAUUGUGUUUUUUAAGUCCUUUUAAGUUGAUCUGAGUCAGAGAAUAUUAAUAUUUCUACUUUGUUGUAGGUGUCGGACAUCACAACCAGGAUCGCAGCUCUGAAGAUCGCAGGUCUCAACAUAGUCCCACAGAACCGCUUUUCUAAGCCCAAGAAACAGCCUAAGGUACUGGACCAGACCAGGCCACUUAGGACUAGGACCAGGAGGUUUUCCUGAUCAGCAGUUUGGGGUCAGGAAAAACUCAGGGUCCCAACUUGUCACUCACUAAAAAUGUUUAACAAACACAUACCGUGUGAUUUUCUAAUAAACUAAUCAAGUGUCACGUGACUCUCUGCAGCCACAAACAUUUGACUCGUCACGUCAAACGAGGAGGCGGCUACCUGCUCCACCCUUGAAGGGUUAGAUAUACAUACAUACAGUAUGUAAUUAUAUAUGCCAUAUAGCGGUAACUGCCAAAAUAAAGGAAACACCAACAUAAAGUGUCUUAGUAGGGCGUUGGGCCACCACGAGCCAGAACAGCUUCAAUCCACCUCGGCAUAGAUUCUACCAGUGUCUGGAACUCUAUUGGAGGGAUGCGAUACCAUUCUUCCAUGAGAAAUUACAUUUUUGGGUGUUUUGUUGAUGGUGGUGAAAAAUGCUGUCUCAGGGGCCGCUCCAGAAUAACCCCUGCCAUGACCCCAUAAGUGUUCAGUUGGGUUGAGAUCUGGUGACUGAGACAGCCAUGGCAUAUGGUUUACAUGCUCAUCAAACCAUUCAGUGACCACUCGUGCCAAAAGAUAAUGGCCUGCCCAGCAUUUUUAUACAUGACCCAAAGCAUGAUGGGACGUUAAUAGCUUCAUUAACUCAGGAACCACACCUGUGUGGAAGCACCUGCUUUCAGUAUAUUUUGUAUCCCUCAGUCACUCAAGUUUUUCCAUUAUUUUUGCAGUUACCUGUAUAUGCCAAGAUAGUCACACAUUUACUACAUUCACAUUAGUUCCUGUUUUCAAUAGUGUGUGGUCUCAUGUUUUGUAUUUUGACCCACAUGCCUUAUCUCUUCUCAGAUAAAGAAACCUAAGCCGGACUGACCAGGCAUGUUGACCCCUGCCAUGACCCUUUAACUCCCCCCACACCAGUGCCUUGAGCCCCUUGUCCAGUCAGGAUGGUACCAUCAGUGUCCAGUAAGAGGGGUGCUAUCUGCCUUUAACCAACCACCAGGACACUACAGAGUACAGACUGACAGUUUUACCACUACUUCUGGCACUGUGGAUAAAGACGAGAGUUGUACAUUUCUUUAUAAUAAGAGAUGAAAAUAGUAGCUACAUACUUUAUGUAAAUUUGAUGUAAAAAAUAAAUGAAUUAAGUUAAGAAACAAAGCAGUGGUUUUAUAGAAUCUUUAUCUUAAAUAUGCUGUUGAGUGAAAUGUCAAUCAUCUCUUUGUUAUUGGACCUUUCAACCAAUCGGUGACCAGAGCCAUUUUUAUAUAGCAUAACGAGAACGUUGUUAUGACGAAUGAGAUGUAACUAACAAGCUGUGUGGCUAUUGGCUGAAAGGCAAGCUAUGAUUUAUACUACUGCUUGUUUUAACAUGUUUUUAACAGUUAA
Coregonus sp. 'balchen' is the source of this 10508-nucleotide messenger RNA. The record is from the annotation of a GenBank genome assembly. Lineage: Eukaryota; Metazoa; Chordata; Actinopteri; Salmoniformes; Salmonidae.